CACUCUCAGUUACUACAUAUUGUAACCUUGCUGCACGUGUGUUGGUCAAUCUCACAGUAUAUUGUACACAGAAAGCAACAAAAAUGGCAAAUCUCAACGAUGCACAGAUGAAACUUGUUGCUGAUCUUGAAAUUGAAAUGAUGGCUGACAUGUAUAACAGGAUGACAAAUGCAUGUCAGAAGAAAUGUAUUCCAGCCAAGUACAGAGAUCCCGAUUUGACAAAAGGGGAAGCUGUGUGUAUCGACAGAUGCGUAGCAAAGUACCUGGAAAUCCAUGACCGAAUUGGCAAGAAAUUAACAUCCUUGUCACAGCAAGAUGAAGCAACGAUGAAGAAACUUCAAUCACAAGUGCAAAAUCAAUCCUAGCAACAAAAUAGACAUGAAAUAGACAUUGUCCAUGGUGUAUAUAUGUGGUUUAUGUGAUGCAUGUACGUGUGGAGGUGUAUGUAGUCAGAUGUUUUUCACCAGAGAUAGCUGCUGUUAGGAACAAGAUAACAGGAUCACAUUGCCAUCAAUCAAAUGUCAUACUUCAUACCAGACUUCCUGUUUCCCCAAAACAUUACAGCUGUGAGUAUAUUGCUCAUACUACAAAAUCAUGAUGGUUUUCUUGAAAGUUGUACCCACCAAUGGAGAUGAGCGAUGUACUCAAGUGCACACUGUACACAAGAAAAGUAUUCGAGAUUUCUGUGUUGACAUAUGGAAUUGAAAAUGAUAACACAUGGGGAUGACAUUCAUAUAGACACAUCUUUAGAUGAUGUACACGUUAAAAUGUUGUCAUGAGUACGCAUCAUCAGUGAUGAUUGAAGGUAGAUUGGAAAGAAUAUAUUUCAUGUGAAGAGUAUCAUUGUGAUAUGUGUGGCUGUCAUUCAAUCAUGUCUUGCUGUGUUAUGUCGAUUCCAGAGGUUCAGAAUGAGAGUGAGAUCUCAAUAGCUGCAGGUGAAGUGAAGAGGUAAUAUUACAGUGUCAUGUCAUUGUUUGGGCACUCAGUGUGUGAUUAUUGAAUGCUGCUAAUCAUUUGUUACUAGCAUAGAAUUUAUAUUCAGAGUAAAACAUGUCCUUGCAUAAUGUUUAGUUUAUCUAUUGUAUGAAGACUUUGGAAAUAAACAUCACAUCUAGUUACCGUACUGAACACGUUUUAUAUACUAGCAUCAGCCAUGUGAUAAAGGUCUCAUUGGGUGCUAUGUCUUUUAGUUGAUUUACAAUUUUUAACUAAAAUUCAAUGUAGGUGGUCAGAUUUUUUAAUGGGUUUCCUUUGUUGUUUAACGCCACACUCAACAAAUUUUCAGCUACCUAUUUGACGUGGUCUGUAAAUAACUGAGUAGGGACCAGACAAUUCAUCGAUUGACAUGAAUAUCGAUGUCCAAUGGGGAUACAAUAACAUACAUCAACAAAGUCAUCGAGCCUGACUACAGGAUCCUAUAAGGUGCCUCUUACAACGCAUAGGUUGCUGAAGACCAAUUCUCACUUGGUUUUCAUGGGUCUUUUGAGGAUAUAUGAUCAUCCAGAUAAGUACUAGUACCAAAGGGGAAAAUACGAAUUGUUUGCUCGCUGAGCUUUAUCCAAACACAAUCAGUGCUCUAAUAUGUUAAUGUUCUUCCACAAGUUUUUGUGGCAUUGAAUAACAAUAGGGUUUUCCCAUCUACUAUUUAUAUUCACAAUAAUGUUGACUUCAAAAGAGGUGCUCUUCCAACUUAUUGUUAAUUUUACUCUUUUAAUUAUGUAAGUCGUGUCUGUUAUCAAAAACCAUGGAACCUCAAAGAGAUGGGUCUGGAAUGCAGGUUGUGAGCUUCCUUGUUUCCAAGACACCUUAUUUGUUGAUCCCAGUAUUGCCCUGUGCCCAUCUUGUGAAGUUUCCACCUCUCUUCCUCAAGCUCUGGAUCUGCCUCAUAACCCAGUUUCUGUGUAAGACCAUCUCUGUUUUUCUAACUAAUGCAGUGUUAUAACUUGUAACAAACAUAUACUAUUUGACUCCAGGGACUGUGCGGGGCAGUAGGGUAGCCUAGUGGUUAAAGCAUUCAGUCGUUGCACCAAAGACCCGGGUUCGAUUUCCCACAUGGGUACAAUGUGUGAAGCCUUUUUCUGGUGACCCCCGCCAUGAUAUUGCUGGAAAAUUGCUUAAAGCAGCAUAAACCUAAACUCACUCACUCACUCCCCCUGUGUUCAGGGCCAGUUGCCACCCCUGACCUAUUUUCAAAGUAGCGGUUGGGUAGCAUAAUGAUUAACGCAUCCGCUUGUCACGCUGAACACCCAGGUCAGAUUCCCCACAUGGGUACAAUGUGUGAAUCCCAUUUCUGGUGUCCCCCACCAUGAUAUCACUGGAAUAUGGCUAAAAGCAGCUUAAAAGUAGACUCACUCACUAUUUCCAAAGAUUCACAGCAUCUGAAAUAUCUUCUGAAUAACAUCUUCAAAAUAUGAUCACUUCAUAUGAUACUUCCAGUAUGUUGUGAAUGGACUUGAAAGAAUGUCUAAUGUUCAUGGCAGUACAUAACGCAGGUUCAGUUGAUGCAGAUUCUAUGUAAUUAUAGAGAUGUAAAGAUUAUUAUGUAGAGAUAGCAAAGUUUGUCAGGUUUGGAAUAUGCUGAUGAAUUUUAGACAUACUAGAAUAUUAAUAACAGAAAAGUGUGAUUUCCCAGUUGGUAUGUAGAUAUGUAAUAUGUCAUCCUAAAAUAUAUUUUAGCCAGUGUAGACAGACUGUUUUCCAAUUCCAGAUGUAAUGCUGUUUGUAUAACUGCAAAUUAAUAAAAAGGUAGAAACUGUAA
Haliotis rubra (blacklip abalone) is the source of this 2758-nucleotide messenger RNA. Its product is annotated as mitochondrial import inner membrane translocase subunit Tim10-like. The transcript is spliced from 2 exons. The record is from RefSeq and is a predicted model, not a curated record. Gene Ontology annotation, cellular component: mitochondrial inner membrane. Gene Ontology annotation, biological process: protein insertion into mitochondrial inner membrane. Bases 84 to 365 code for a protein of 93 amino acids. NCBI's taxonomy places the organism in Eukaryota, Metazoa, Mollusca, Gastropoda, Lepetellida, Haliotidae.